Daphnia pulicaria is the source of this 1946-nucleotide messenger RNA. Its product is annotated as venom carboxylesterase-6-like. NCBI's taxonomy places the organism in Eukaryota, Metazoa, Arthropoda, Branchiopoda, Diplostraca, Daphniidae. The record is from RefSeq and is a predicted model, not a curated record. The transcript is spliced from 11 exons. The coding region runs from base 77 to 1789 and encodes 570 amino acids.
AAGAGAAGGGGGUACGGUUUUGUUAGUCAGUCAAAAACAAACUCGCGAGACAUCUGCUUCUCAGUGGUGUUUAAAAAUGAAAUUGAAACUUUAUCUGGUAGUGCUAGUACUUUUUUUCGAAGGAAAACUGUGCGAUCUAUUUCCAUUCGAUGACCCCUUUUUUGAAAGUGAACCAGUGGAACCAGUUGGACCAGUGGCAACUAUUCCGACACUCGGCCAGGUGCGUGGGUCCCAAAUGACUUCACAAGUCGGCCGAUCCUUCUACGCUUUCCGGGGUAUCCCGUACGCAAAACCUCCAGUCGGAGACCUUCGUUUCAGUGAUCCAUUGCCUGUUGAUCCUUGGUUAGGAGAGACUCUCGAUGUCACUCGUGAAGGCCCCACUUGUAUACAAUAUAAUACGCUUGUGCAAUUUAUCCUUGGUAAGGAAGAUUGCCUGAAACUCAAUAUCUACACUCACGAUUUGGAUUUCGCGAAUAGCACAAGAGCUGUUAUGGUUUGGAUUCACGGUGGAUCUUGGUUCAUGAGUAGUGGUAACGGCGGUUUGACCGAUAUAUACGGACCUCGUUAUUUACUUGAUCGCGAUAUUGUCCUGGUGACGAUUAACUACCGACUUGGCCCAUUCGGUUUUUUAACUACUGAAGACGCUGAAGCUCCAGGAAACUAUGGACUGUUGGAUCAGACAAUGGCAUUAAGAUGGGUACGUGACCAUAUUCGCUAUUUCGGUGGCAACCCGGAUGCAGUUACCAUUUUUGGCGAAAGUUCUGGGGCUGCAAGUGUGCAACACCAUCUUUUAUCACCUCAUUCCAAAGGGCUGUUUCAUCGGGCUAUCGCUCAGUCGGGAUCAGCGCUCAAUCCUUGGUCGAUAGAAAAAUCAGUUGGUGAAUACUCUAGAUUGUUGGCCAAGGAUUUGGACUGCCUAUCUUCAAAUUCCAGUGAGGUAUUGUCCUGUCUACGUAACAAACCCGCCAGGGAGUUGGCAAUUUUCCGGAAAAAAAUUGAAGUUUUUAAAAUUAUCCCAAUCGCAUUCGGACCUCGUGUUGACACCGAAAGGGAAUUACCAUUUAUGCCAGAUGAACCGAAAAAUCUCAUUGAACAGAAACAAAUCAAUGAAGUUCCAUUAAUUAUGGGACUGAACGAAAACGAAGGAGCUUUUACCAUUGCAAUGCUUCUUUCUAACAACGGUACCCUUUUGAGGAAUUUUAGCGAAGACCCUUUGAAAUAUCUGCGAUCCCUUUUGGGCGUUGAAAAUACAAAGAACGGUGAUCAGGUUAUUAAUCGGAUAGAAGGGCAAUAUUUUACUCCAAACAAGACUUUCGAGAAUCAAUUAAUUGAACUAGAACAGAUGAUUUCCGAUUACGCCUUCUUUAAAGGAAUAGACGAUGCAGUUCAUUUGUUCAGCAAGUUUAGCGACCAACCGACCUAUUACUAUUUGUUCGGAUAUCGAGGUCAGCUCUCGGUGACUUCACUUUUGGGUUUAUCUCCUGAUUUGAAUUUGGGUGUCAGUCACACGGAUGAACUCUACUUUAUGUUUACGAACGACUUUCUUCCCCGUUUGAAUUCUACGAACGACAUAACAGUAUCGAAGCUUCUAUUAGACUUGUGGACUACAUUUGCGCAAGAUGGUGUACCUCAAAGUGACCUAGUGAAUGGUGGAUGGUGCCCAAUAGAAGUAGAUCAAACACAGUACCUCAAAAUCGAUGCUGAAUAUCCUGCCAUGAUGAAUCAGUCGAUGCCGUUCCACGAUCGCCUAGCCUUCUGGAAUCAAGACUUUAAUCCUUCCACUGUGUGAGAAAAUGUUAAUUUUAAUGUUUUGCAAUGAUAAGAAUGACGACUCAAGCGCGAUGAUUUUUCCAUUAGUAACAAACAAAACAUAUCCAUAUUAACUUGGUAAAAGGGGAACUUCUGUUAGAAUUUUUUAAGUUUCGUAUACACUUAUUGAUAGCAAA